This is a messenger RNA of Dermacentor andersoni, 2942 nucleotides long. RefSeq lists its product as uncharacterized. The record is from RefSeq and is a predicted model, not a curated record. Lineage: Eukaryota; Metazoa; Arthropoda; Arachnida; Ixodida; Ixodidae. Gene Ontology annotation, biological process: symbiont-mediated perturbation of host defenses. Gene Ontology annotation, molecular function: amine binding.
GCGAUCCUCGUCUGUUAAUCUUCGUUCGACGCCUCCUCCCCAGCAGCGCGACCGGCACGCCCUUGAUCGCGACCAUGCGGACGGCGGCGCUGGUAUUGGUGCUGGUGUCAGCCGUUGGCAGGUCGCUCGGGCAGAACGUAGACAUUCCUUUUGAAAGCCGCAUUAUGGACUCGUUGGAGGGGUACUCCCAGCUCGUGAAGUAUCAGGACGCUGCCUUGUGCUUCCCGCUGAACCAAACGUGGUUUCUCUUAUACCGGACGAACCAGUACAACGAGAUGUUCGGCGGCAACAACACGUGCGUACGAAUGGGCCCGCGAGCGAGGAGUCCCAUGCGAAACCUCGGCAUUGACGUCAAGCUGGCGUACUCCAAGGACAAACGAGCAGACAUACAUAUCCGCUUCCAAAGGAGCCAUUCUGCCAUGUCCGACCGAGCCAACGGCAUGGAAGUUACCUAUGCUGACGACGAUAAUAGAGUCUCACAAUCGAUAUCCGUCAUAUACUCUAACUGUGACGAGUGCAUGGUGCUCAAGCAUGUAGACAGUGGAGAUUCUCACUCCUGCAGCCUCUUCGCGCCGGCUUCUGUGGUGACACCCAACUACAGGCCCCCUCCCCCACAAUGCGAGUUCAUCUACCUGCUGCUCUGCGGAAACACCCAGUACAGAAUUUUCGGCGACUGUUGUAAGGACGACGACGAGCCGCCGCCGUACACCGACUCGCCGCAGCUUCCAGGUUCACUAUGAGCUUCGAGCGUCUGUCCCAGUGCCCACGCCCCAAGAGACAGUAUCACAGGAAGCGUAAUGACCAAUCCAAGCUGGCGAAGGAGACCUUCUAGAAGUCUCUUUCUGUGCGCGUCGAACCUACGACACUCUAUAUAAACAAAUGUUCCAUAGUUUCAGGUUCGUUGCAACAAAACCUUUGAAGAGAAGGUGCCAAACCAGACUUGUCGGAAUAAAAAUUAAGCGUUGGUAUUCGGCAACGCAGUCUCUUGAAUGAAAUUUCAAAUUUUCUUGUUGAACACCAUCUGCUGUGUCAAGAGAAUCUCAGGUACUGAAAAUCGGUGCUAUUUAAUACACAUUUAAUGCACAGUGGCUUGUCUCCAGAGUGGUUUUAUCCAACCCGCUUACACAAGAGCGUUUCAACGCCCCGUGCGUAGACUAUUUCCGUUUACAGAAUGCCGGAGUCGUGAAUGACAGAAGCGUUGGCGGUAUCAUCUGGUGACUUUCGUAUUUGCAUGAGUAUCCUUGGAGAAAAGAAUCGCUACACGCCAGUGACUGUGGCCACCGACAUUUUUUACAGCGGCAUCUAAGCUGGACAUGGUGCUUGCAGUUAUAGUUGAGUGUGCUCCAUACAUCGCUUGACACAUAGCGGGCAAACGCUGUAGCGACUUGAGCAACCUUUCACGCUUCAUGCGUUUGCAAAUGAAGAAAAGAGUGUGCGUUUGUCGUUUAUGGUAUUCCGUAAACAGUAAUAAUUACCGAACAGGCUAGAAUUCUGUGCAAGAAUCUUCCCGGGUACCCUCAGAGGCUCGCGCACCGUACAAUGAUUUAAUAAGAAAAUGUCAAAGGUGACAUGCUCAUGUCGAUGAUGCAAUCAAGAGCACGCUCACGCAGGCCCGCUACUAAGUAGGAACGCUACGGGGGCACAUUUAAUCUUGCGCGGUUUAUUUGGUGUCUGUAUAUUUAAACAUUAAAUUAUGGAGUUUAACGUGCGAAAACCACUUUCUGAUUUAAGGCAUGCCGUAGUGAGGGACCCCGGAAAUUUGAACCACCUGGGGUAAUUGAACGUGCACCUAAAUCUAGGUACAUUCUAGUACACCUAAAUCUAGGUACCGCAUUUCGCCGCCACCGAAAUGCGGCCCCCGUAACCGAUAUUCCAUCCCGCGACCUCGUGCUUAGCAGCUCAACACCAUAGCCACUAAGCAACCACGAAAGGUGUCUGUAUAUUUCGGCUCCAGUAUCAAGUACCUACUGUUUGUACGAGUUAGAAAAAAAUGCUUGGCCGUGUCUGCCAUGCGUUCCUUUCUUAUCUUUUCACAAUGUUAAAAAGAAAUCCUAGAAAUCGCUUACGGCAGAUGGCACAAUUCUACUUGUCGGGCCGGAUUACACGAAGAGGUGAACAUGACCUUCGCUAGACAUCAAAAUCUGCAAUCAACUAAUGAAAUAAAUAUUUACUAGUUAACUUCAUAGGUAAUAAAUUAAAAGUGCAUAUUACAGUUUAUUAUGAAUGGAGCCAGAGAGAGAGAUAGAUAAACGGGGAGGGAAAGGCAGGGACGUUAACUGGAGAAGAUUCUCGUUUGCUACCUUGCACUUAGGGAAUGGUAAGGGGAAAUGAAAGACGGAAAGAAUAACCGAGAGAAAAAGCAAAGGCACGAAAAAUUCUCUAUUUUUCGUGAUGGAGCCAGAAAGUUGGCAAGGAAUAUGCGCCUAAAUGUAAUUGUGAGGUUGCCGUCAGUUCCAGGGUAUUCAUUCGCAAUAUAUGAAAUGAAGAGCAUUGGUGCUUCAAUUCAGUUUCACUAACCAUUACUUCUAAAAAAAAAUCUACGUGGAAUAACAGCACUUUUUACCAAGACUGACUGCUCCUAACCUCAAAACGACUGUUAUCUUCAAUAUUCAUUAAAAGUGGAUGAUGUGGAGUAUUCUGGUUCGCUUUCUUUUCCCAUUCCCCUUUUCUCUCUCUGUCGUUUUUUUUUCUCUCCUGUUCAAGCGGGUGGGCCAGGGGAGGUAUUCUGUAGGAGUCCACCUAGUGGACUGUCCAGUGGAUUGGCUGGGGCCGCUCAUCUCCUCCUCGCUCGUAUAGCUGUAUGCAAUCAGCAGCGGCCGAAAUGAACAGUGCACUAGGUGGACUCUUACAGAAUACCCCUCGACCCCUCCCCCACUGCUGUCCCUUCUAGGAGACAGUUGCUAGCUCGCUUUUCUUCCUGUCUUUGUGGUGUGACUAUAUGG